Messenger RNA from Fibroporia radiculosa, 1029 nucleotides. RefSeq lists its product as uncharacterized. The coding region runs from base 1 to 1029 and encodes 342 amino acids. The transcript is spliced from 6 exons. NCBI's taxonomy places the organism in Eukaryota, Fungi, Basidiomycota, Agaricomycetes, Polyporales, Fibroporiaceae. The record is from RefSeq and is a predicted model, not a curated record. Gene Ontology annotation, molecular function: DNA binding.
AUGCCUUCGACGUCCACUCAACCACAACUGUCCUUGCGUCACGCCACGAUCCCCGCUCUUCACCUCCGCGAUGCGCGCGACGCACACAUAGUCUUUGAGGCUGUCCGCCAGAACGUGCUACCCCUCAUCACGAAGCGUCUCUCCGCCACGGAGCGUGACCAGGUCGAGUCUGGCAACGUGUUUGUCUGGGAGGAGGCCGAGCAUAAGCAAGGCGGAUUAGAGCGGUGGACAGACGGCCGGCGAUGGUCGCAGAGUCGCAUGCGCGGCGACUACCUCUUUUACGAGGAAAAGAUCGAGACAACACCAGAGGAGAAGGCUGCAAAGGCUGCUCGUAGAGCACGCAGAACACUCGACCCAUUCAGCUACCAGCCAACACCCACCCGCCAGGACCGCCCAUCCAAGCCAGACGGGCUCACAAAGCAGACAUACUCGACCCACGUCUACACUAGCCAAGCUGAACCACGUAAGUGGCACAUCGUCGCGUACUUCUCGGGCGAUGACUACACCCGGCUACCGGUUGUUGAGGACUACGACUUCCUACGCAACCUCCGCCUUCCCGAUGGCGUCUUCGCCUCACCACGUGCAACUACCUCAACCCGAAUCGCGCGUCCUCUUGGGCCAGACGCGUCGAACAGCUCAUCGUCAGCACACUGGGGGCGCGAUCCGUGGGGGCUACCCUCUUCUCCGUCAUCACCUAGCGCGAGUCAAGUGUCCUCGCCCAUUGACCGCCCCGAGUCGUCCUCCUCAUCCUCCUCUUCCACCUCGUUAUCCAACUCCUCGACGUCCUCAUCGCUCUCGUCAUCCACCACAGCGUCGACGACAUCGAGCGCAUCGUCAUCACCACCGCACGGAAGCAGUUUUAAGACGCUCCCGCGGCUCUCCAACAUUGUCCCCAUCCAUCCCCUCAGCCCACCAUUGUCGCACCGCGUCUCGGCAGGUGGCUCGGGGAGUUCGAGCAGCGGUGGCGGUUACGCUGCGCUUACGUCGGAAGACCGGAGAGCGCUGAACAGUUUUAGGGUCGUGUUGUGA